Molecule: messenger RNA, 1454 nt
Organism: Rhododendron vialii
Lineage: Eukaryota; Viridiplantae; Streptophyta; Magnoliopsida; Ericales; Ericaceae
Product: malate dehydrogenase [NADP] 1, chloroplastic-like
Exons: 3
Coding region: 741-1040 (99 amino acids)
Biological process (GO): malate metabolic process; tricarboxylic acid cycle; oxaloacetate metabolic process
Molecular function (GO): L-malate dehydrogenase (NAD+) activity
Source: RefSeq, a predicted model, not a curated record
CUUCUGGUUCCCUUCAACUUUACUUUCCCCUUCUCUCUCUCUCCAACAGAAAUUGCUGCCCCCCCCUCUCUCUCUCUCUCUGGAACGAAAUCAUCAUCACCAUCACGCCUGUACUCCUUGAAUCGGAGAAGAUCAAGGAUGUUGAGUUCGAGAGAUUUCGGGAAUGGAAACAGCAGAUCGCGAUGAGAAGGUUGCACGAUUCUUCCCCUGGACUUGGAUUUCAACGCAGAAUUCGAAUUGCGUACCAACUGCAUCUUUGUAGAGCUUCGCCAUCCGAGAACGCUGUGCCUGUCGCUGUCGCUGUUUGUAACAGGUUUCAACAUAGUAAUCCACUACUUGCUUGUGGUUCUAGCAUCUCUUCUCCAAGUACCACCCCCUUGCAUUUUUUUUACUGUACUUGCAAUUGGUUUUGCACUCACAUUGUUGAAACUGCUGCCCUCUGAAAUCUCAGCUUCUGGUAUGUCUUCUCCUCACAUUGUUGGAUGACUGGUUUAGCUUGGAAUAAAAAAAGAAAUAUCAGCAUCUUGGUUGAAGUAGCAUAGAACAUCAUCAUACUCAUGAAAUCAACUUCAGCCAUGAGCAUGUCAUCCAAACAAGUGGAAUAGGUAAGCUUUUUCUUAACACGGUCACAAAAUAAAACCUUCAUGUUUAUCUUCAUGUUUAGUAUGUGGUGACAUGUUUAUCUUCAUGUUCAUAGCCAUGAUGAGUCACUGGUCCUUGUAAUUCAUGCAGGAGUGGCCAUGGAACUAAAGGAUUCAUUAUAUCCCUUUUUGAGGGAGGUCAGUAUUAGCAUAGACCCUUAUGAUGUAUUUGAAGAUGUUUACUGGGCACUUUUGAUUGGAGCAAAACCUUGUGGGCCUGGAAUGGAACGAGCCAACUUAUUAGACUUAAAUGGGAAGAUUUUUGCAGAUCAGGGAAAAACUCGUAAUACAGUUUCAUCGCGUAAUGUCAUACCUGCUAAGAACUCCCAUGCUUUGACUAGAUUAGAUGAGAACAGAGCUAAAUGCCAAGUCUCAUGGAACUUUUCUAAAUUGGCUUGAAUAACUCGUAUAUAUUUGGAGUAGUGCAGGGCUCGGGACACCCCUGUAUUAGCCGCUGAUUGUAUCUGAACUUGAUUGUAUGUGCUGAUUGUAUCUGAAUAGUUAGAUAUUUUUGUAGUGAUGCUUUCAUGCGGUACUAUAUUUAUCUAUAGAACUGGUUUGAAUUUUGCAGUUCCAUUGGAAUAUGUGGUGGUAUCCUUUGGUUUGGCUAAAAUGUUUGAUGAAAAAUUAGUUCUUCGUUGUCCAAUGCAAGUCUUGCUGCUGUUGUAGGUUUUAUGAAACCGUUUAUCUGUAAUUACUUAUUGAGAUUAGGGAAAGUCUCUGGUUCUAAUUUUGCAGUACCAACACAGUCUUGCUGUUGUAGCCUUUAGGUUUUGUGAAACUGUUUGUUUGCAAAUACUGAUUGUAAUAAUG